Messenger RNA from Perca flavescens (yellow perch), 1854 nucleotides. RefSeq names its product ATP-binding cassette, sub-family G (WHITE), member 2b (gene abcg2b). The transcript has 15 exons. Gene Ontology annotation, molecular function: ABC-type transporter activity; ATP hydrolysis activity; ATP binding. Bases 1 to 1854 code for a protein of 617 amino acids. Gene Ontology annotation, cellular component: plasma membrane. Gene Ontology annotation, biological process: transmembrane transport. The record is from RefSeq and is a predicted model, not a curated record. Lineage: Eukaryota; Metazoa; Chordata; Actinopteri; Perciformes; Percidae.
AUGUCUAAGGGGGAGCAGAUUGUUCCCGGUGUUGAUGAGUAUUUCCAGGAACGAGGGCCAACUGUCACGUUCAGCAACUUGCACUACUGUGUUCAUGAGACGAGGUUCUGCCGCAAGAGAGGUCCUGAAAAAAACAUCCUCAACGAUGUAUGUGGCAUCAUGAGACCUGGGAUGAAUGCCAUCAUGGGCGCCACCGGAAGUGGGAAAACAUCACUCCUGGAUGUAAUUGCAGGAAGAAAAGACCCAGCUGGACUGAAGCAAGGAAAAGUGUUGGUGGAUGGCAAAGCCGUCACGUCUGAACUCAGGCUCAGCUCUGCCUAUGUGGUCCAGGAUGAUAUCCUGAUGGGCACUCUGUCUGUGAGGGAGAAUCUUCUGUUCAGUGCCAAUCUGCGUCUCAACCCUCGGCAUCACUCGUCCUCAGAUAAAAAAAGCAGAGUAGAUGCCAUUAUACAAGACCUGGGCCUGACAGACUGUGCAGACACUAAGAUAGGGACAGAGUUUCUGCGUGGCGUAUCUGGAGGUGAAAGGAAGAGGUGCAGCAUCGGGAUGGAGCUCAUCACCUCUCCCUCUCUGCUGUUUCUGGAUGAACCGACCACCGGGUUGGAUUCUAACACUGCAAAUUGUAUCAUCAAUCUACUGCACAGGCUGUCCAGAAAAGGUAAGACUGUGAUCUUCUCCAUCCACCAGCCACGCUACUCCAUCUUUAGACAGUUUGACCAUCUGACUCUGAUGCAUAAAGGGGAGGUGGUGUACGCAGGAGCAGCAGCCCAUGCACUGGAAUACUUUACAAACCUUGGCUACCAAAUUCAGUCCUUCGACAACCCUGCUGAUUUCUUCAUGGACAUCACAAAUGGAGAGGCAAAAUCAACAUCAGAAUCACUUACUGCAGUAGAGUAUAAAAACUCACUGGCAAACAAGUACAGACAGUCCCAACUGUGCCAGAAUGUGCUUGAGGAGUUAGGCCAUGUGGACCAGCGCAUUGCUGAAGGGGCCAAAGGUCAUGACAAGGCAGCAGAAUAUGCUACCUCUUUCUUCUAUCAGAUGCGUGUGGUGUGUGGCAGGACAGUGCAGAACUCUCUGAGGAACCCUCAGACCUCUUAUGCCCAGUUGGCUCUCAACAUCUUCUUUGCAAUUCUGGUGGGACUCAUUUAUUACCAAAUGCCCUUAACAUUGCCCGAGGCUUUACAGAACAGGAGUGGAGCGUUCUUCUUCCUUAUCAUCAACAUGGUGUUUGGGAAUCUCUCUGCUGUUGAACUCUUUAUCAAUGAAAGGGCAAUCUUCAUUCACGAGAACUCCAGUGGCUAUUACCGUACUUCGGUCUACUUCUUGUCCAAGAUCUUCGCUGAUCUCAUCCCCAACCGUAUCAUCCCCAUCUUUGUGUUUUCAGCCAUAGCCUACUAUAUGAUGGGAUUGAAGCCUGCCUUCGAGGCCUUCAUGUGUUUCGCCCUGACCAUGUCUCUGGUCAGUCUGGCAGGAGUCAGUUUGGCCUUCCUCGUCUCAGCGAGUGUAUCUUCCUUUGCCAUGGCUAACAUCCUCAUUGCUCUACCCUUUGUCUUCAUGAUGGUCUUUGGUGGUUUUCUUGUCAAUCUCAAUGCUAUGCUGAGCUGGCUCUCCUGGCUGAAAUGGAUCAGUAUCUUCAGAUAUGGACUGAAUGCUGCAUUCAUCAACGAGAUGUCAGGACAGUUGUUCUACAGCAACACGACCAUUAUCCCAGGGGAGCUGUUCCUUAAAAGCCAGGGCAUCGACUACUCUGUGUGGGGCUUCUGGCAGAACCAGGUGGCUCUGCUGGGAAUCAUAUUGAUCUGCAUGUUCCUGGCCUACAUUCAGCUGCGACGAAUCAACCGCUGGAAAUGA